ACAUCACCAAAGAUUCGAAAGAUUUACAAUUGACAAACUUUAUUUUGGGAAUUCAACCAAGUAAGCCGGGAGAAAAUGGAAUUUCAGGCAUCCCUCCAUCUCCGUCCAAUACUGGUGCAAUAGUGGGUGGUGUAAUAGGCUCCAUUAUUUUUGUUAGUGCAUUAGUAGCUGUUGGCAUCAUAUUGUAUCGAAUAAGGCACGAAGCAAAAAUGUCUAACCCACUUAUAAAUACAAAUAAUCAGGCUUGCUUGGAUACAAAUCCUCAGGUUUACUCUGAUAUAAAUCGUCAGAUUCGUCCGGAUACAAAUAAUCGGAUUUUCUCAGAUACAAAUCAUAAAGUCUUCUAA
This is a messenger RNA of Cetraspora pellucida, 347 nucleotides long. The record is from the annotation of a GenBank genome assembly. Lineage: Eukaryota; Fungi; Glomeromycota; Glomeromycetes; Diversisporales; Gigasporaceae.